Messenger RNA from Rhizopus microsporus ATCC 52813, 1743 nucleotides. Its product is annotated as putative carotene-dioxygenase. Lineage: Eukaryota; Fungi; Mucoromycota; Mucoromycetes; Mucorales; Rhizopodaceae. The record is from RefSeq and is a predicted model, not a curated record. The coding region runs from base 1 to 1743 and encodes 580 amino acids. Gene Ontology annotation, biological process: carotene catabolic process. Gene Ontology annotation, molecular function: carotenoid dioxygenase activity. The transcript has 3 exons.
AUGUUUGUCAUCGCUUUAGUUACCUUCCUUCUUUUGCCUGGAGGAUUUAUUCUGUAUUUACUCUACAAGAACUAUACACAAGACUAUAAAAAGUUUCUUGCUAUGCAAAUAACCAAUUGCAUGGAGAACACACUUGAAUGCCAAGAACCAAUUGAUUUAAAGUGCGUCAGUGGUAAGCUUCCCAUAUGGCUGAAUGGCAUCAUGUAUCGCAUUGGCCCUGGUAUAUUUAAUAUCAAGCAGAAUAAUGGAGCUACAUACAGUAUUCGUCAUGCAUUUGAUGGAUUGCCCGUAGUUCAUCGUAUUGUCAUCAAAGGUGAUACACAGCAAGUUACUUAUAAUUCUCGAUGCACUGCCAACUCUUUAAGAGAAAACAUCAAAGCAGGCUCUAGUAUAGGACUCGUCUUCUUUGGCCAUCUUCGCGAUAUGUCGUUCUUUGGUUGGAUAAAAAGCUUUCUUUCAAGAGUCGAUAACUACGUUCUUCGCCCUACACCAAGAAAUAGAAGCAAGCCUGAUGGACUCUCUGUUGGAGUGACGCCUACACCCAAUUUCCCACUACCUAUCCAUUGGGAUAAAGACGAUGCACUGUCUGAGAAAGUCUUGGUCGCAAAAACGGAUGCAAACGUACUUCAAAAGAUCCAUGCAGAAACACUUGUACCCGAGCGUAUCUUUAACUAUGGAGCCUACAACGCUGAAUUAGAUGGCAUAUUCUCUGCUGCUCAUCAUCAGCUGGACCCAGAAACAGGAGAGAUUUUCAAUUUUUCUAUGCAUCUUGCUCCUGCUCCUAGAAUCACUGUCUUCAAGACUUCAAAAGAUGGCAGCACGACUGUCCUGGCCAAUAUUACUCAUAGACGCGAUAGCAAGCAAACAGGGAUCGAUACGCCCUACAUACACUCUUUCUAUUUAACCAAGAAUUAUGUUAUCCUGCCUGAAUCACCACUUGUGUACAAGGACAAAGCAGUAAACAUGCUUCUUCAAGGAACUGCUGUCUCAUGUAUGAAAUGGCUCGAAAACACACCUACGUACUUUCACAUUAUCCGCCGAAACCUAGACUACCCUGAACAGAAUGGUCACAUCGCAUCGAUUCCUACUCCCGAAUUUUUCACUUUUCACACAGCCAAUGCAUUCGAAAGCAAAAAUCCUAACGGGGACACGAUUCUUCAUCUUGACUGUUCUGCUUUUGCUGAUGGUAAUAUCAUGUAUCAAGUACGUAAUUUUGGUGGCAUGCCUGUAAAAGACUCGGAAAAGGCAACGACCAAGCUCAAUGGUUUCACCUACCCUCCUCAGCAACAAGUCGAUUUUGGCGAUCUUGUAAGACAUACGAUUAACUUGCCCCAACAGAAGCUCAUCUCUGUAGACACAUUUGCUACCAAUGUUGAAUUCCCUCGAAUUCAUCAGGCAUACGCUAGCAAGCCUUAUGGUUUUGUCUAUGGCUGCCAAUUGGCCUCAGGAGAUGAUUCUACGAUUGCACUGGUCAAAGUAAACAUGAAUGAUGGCCCCAUACUCCGAUAUUGCGAAAGAGGUUACAGCUGCUCUGAGCCUAUCUUUGUGCCACACCCAAAUUCUGAUAAUGAAGAUGAUGGUGUCUUGAUCAGUUUGGCUAACCAUGCAAAGUGUUGUUACCUUGUUGUGAUCGAUGCUAAAGACAUGACAGAAAUAGCCAAGUUCGAAAUUGGUAAAUUUAAUCCAUUGACCUUUCAUGGCUCUUUUGUAGAUUAUCAUUUCAAAUCAAUUAAUUUGAGUUGA